UUUACUUUCAAAGCUAUAGUGCAAAAUCCAGAAUGGAUGUCCUCUUUGUAGCCAUCCUUGCUAUGCCACUUAUCCUGGGACAAGAAUAUGAGGAUGAAGAAGGAUUGACAGAAGAUUAUUAUCAGGUGGCCUAUUAUUACACAGUCACUCCUAAUUAUGAUGACUUUAGUGCAAAUUUCACCAUUGAUUACUCCAUGUUUGAGUCAGAGGACAGGUUGAACAGUUUGGAUAAGGAAGAAACAACACAAGCAGUGGAGACUACCAUUAUUCUUAAAACAGAACAUGCAGAUCAUCAGAAGCCUGUCACCGUGAAAGCAGUAAUAAUGGAAACACAGAGUCCAGAUCUGAAUGAUGCUGUGUCCAGUCUGCAGAGUCCUGUUUCUCUUCUCCUGUCAUGGGUCCUCCUUCAAGGGGGGAUGUAUUUCAUGUAAAGGUGAGAGAAGGCUGCUGUGACUCCUUGGAUGGGAGUUUGACUAGAAGAAAUUGGA
Messenger RNA from Urocitellus parryii (Arctic ground squirrel), 488 nucleotides. RefSeq names its product chromosome 11 C1orf54 homolog (gene C11H1orf54). NCBI's taxonomy places the organism in Eukaryota, Metazoa, Chordata, Mammalia, Rodentia, Sciuridae. The record is from RefSeq and is a predicted model, not a curated record.